UGCGAAACGCCAGCACCCGAAGGGAACUUUCCUUCUCGGAGUGGCCAGGGUGGUGUUCCAAACUGGAGCAAGACGGGCAGCCUUGAUCUUUCUUUAAAAAUGAAGAAAAUUGGAGGCAACGAGCAGCCCCGGACACUCUGUGCUGCCUGGACGGCGCUUGGCUGACCCUAGAGGGAGGAGCAGGAGGGUGCUGGGGCGGGGUCGCACAGCCACCGGGCGGGGACUGCCCCACUCACGUGGAAAGCCCCCAGCCGGGCGCACGCGCUCCCAUUCAAAGCAGCCCGGCAGCACCGCUGCUGCGGAGACGCGCCCACCCGGCCCUGUGCUGCGCCUGCCAGCCAGGGGUCCGCAGUCACCGCUCGGCGUCUCCGCCAGAACCAUGGCGCGACUGGUGACGCUUAGCCGCCCGGGAUUCCUGGCACGCCUCAUCCGUGGCACCUGGUGCCUCCUCUGUGUCGCAGGACAGGUAUGUGGAGACCAAAGCCAAGGGGCUGUUUUCCUGAGGGAAUUCACACUGAUUCGAAGAGAGAGCCUUCAUGAAGAUUUCCUGUCUGACUUCUUGAAUAGUCACAAAACCGAAGACCCGAGUUCCAGGACUGCACGCUCAGAGGAAGACCGUGAAGGCCUCUGGGAUGCCUGGGGCCCUUGGAGUGAGUGUUCCCGAACCUGUGGUGGAGGUGCCUCCUAUUCCCUGAGACGUUGCCUGAGCAGCAAGAGCUGUGAAGGAAGAAAUAUUCGAUACAGAACAUGCAGUAAUGUGGACUGCCCACCAGAAGCAGGUGAUUUCCGAGCUCAACAGUGUUCUGCUCAUAAUGACGUCAAGUACCAUGGCCAGUUUUAUGAAUGGCUUCCUGUGUCUAAUGACCCUGACAAUCCAUGCUCACUCAAGUGCCAAGCAAAAGGAACCAGCCUGGUUGUUGAACUAGCACCAAAGGUCUUAGACGGUACAAGAUGCUAUACAGAAUCACUGGAUAUGUGCAUCAGCGGCCUAUGCCAAAUUGUUGGCUGUGAUCACCAGCUGGGAAGCACCGUCAAGGAGGAUAACUGUGGAGUGUGCAACGGAGAUGGCUCAACCUGCCGGCUGGUCCGAGGGCAGUAUAAAUCUCAGCUCUCUGCAAGUAAAUCGGAUGACACUGUGGUCGCCAUUCCUUACGGCAGCAGACACAUCCGCCUUGUCUUAAAGGGGCCAGAUCAUUUGUAUCUGGAAACCAAGACACUCCAGGGGACUAAAGGUGAAAACAGUCUGAGCUCUACAGGCACUUUCCUUGUGGACAAUUCUACAGUGGACUUCCAGAAACUUCCAGACAAAGAGAUACUGAGGAUGGCCGGGCCACUGACAGCAGAUUUCAUCAUCAAGAUCCAUGAUGCAGGACCUGCAGACAGCACAAUCCAGUUCAUCUUCUACCAGCCCAUCAUCCACCGAUGGAGGGAAACAGACUUCUUUCCUUGCUCAGCAACAUGUGGUGGAGGUUACCAGCUGACGUCUGCCGAGUGCUAUGAUCUCCGGAGUAACCGAGUGGUGGCUGACCAGUACUGUCACUACUAUCCCGAGAACAUCAAGCCCAAACCCAAGCUUCAGGAGUGCAACUUGGAUCCUUGUCCAGCCAGUGACGGAUACAAGCAGAUCAUGCCCUAUGACCUCUACCAUCCCCUUCCUCGGUGGGAGGCCACCCCGUGGACCGCGUGCUCCUCCUCGUGUGGGGGGGGCAUCCAGAGCCGGGCAGUUUCCUGUGUGGAGGAGGACAUCCAGGGGCAUGUCACUUCAGUGGAAGAGUGGAAAUGCAUGUACACCCCAAAGAUGCCAAUCGUGCAGCCCUGCAACAUUUUUGACUGCCCUAAAUGGCUGGCACAGGAGUGGUCUCCGUGCACAGUGACCUGUGGCCAGGGCCUCAGAUAUCGUGUGGUACUCUGCAUUGACCACCGAGGAAUGCACACAGGAGGCUGCAGUGCAAAAACAAAGCCCCACAUAAAAGAAGAAUGCAUCAUUCCCACACCCUGCUACAAGCCCAGAGAGAAACUUCCAAUAGAAGCCAAGCUGCCAUGGUUCAAGCAAGCCCAGGAGCUAGAGGAGGGAGCUGCUGUGUCUGAAGAGCCUUCGUUCAUCCCAGAAGCUUGGUCUGCCUGCACUGUCACUUGUGGUGUGGGAACCCAGGUGCGAAUAAUAAGAUGCCAGGUGCUCCUGCCUUUCUCUCAGUCUGUGGCUGACCUGCCUGCGGAUGAAUGUGAAGGGCCCAAGCCAGCCUCACAACGUGCCUGUUAUGCGGGACCGUGCAACGGGGAAACUCCUGAAUUUAACCCAGAUAAUGGAGACGGACUCUUGGGUGGCCUGCAGGACCUAGACGAGCUGUAUGACUGGGAAUAUGAGGGCUUCACCAAGUGCUCUGAGUCAUGUGGAGGAGGUGUCCAGGAGGCUGUGGUAAGCUGCCUGAACAAACAGACCCGGGAGCUAGCUGAUGAGAACCUGUGUGUGACCAGCCGACGGCCCCCACAGCUCCUGAAAUCCUGUAACUUGGAUCCCUGCCCAGCAAGGUGGGAAAUUGGCAAGUGGAGUACAUGUAGCCUCACCUGUGGGGUUGGCCUGCAGACCAGAGAUGUUGUCUGCUCCCACCUACUCUCCAGAGAGAUGAAUGAGGUUGUUGUCCUGGCUGAUGAGCUGUGCCAUCACCCCAAGCCCAGCACAGUGCAAGCCUGCAACCGUUUCAAUUGCCCCCCAGCCUGGUACCCUGCACAAUGGCAGAUGUGUUCCAGGACCUGUGGAGGAGGGAUUCAGAAACGUGAUGUUCUUUGUAAGCAGCGUAUGGCUGAUGGCAGCUUCCUAGAGCUUCCAGAGACCUUUUGUUCAGCCUCCAAACCAACCUCCCAGCAAGGGUGCAAGAAAGAUGACUGCCCCAGUGAGUGGCUUCUCUCAGACUGGUCAGAGUGCUCUGUAAGCUGUGGGGAGGGCACCCAGACUCGAAGUGCCAUUUGCCAGAGGGUGCUGAAAACGGGGGUCUCCACUAUUGUCAAUUCCACUCUGUGCCCUCCCCUGCCCUUCUCUUCUUCCAUCAGACCCUGUAUGCUGGCAACCUGUGCAAGGCCUGGCAGGCCUUCCACCAAGCACAGCCCUCACAUCGCAGCUGCACGAAACAUAUACAUCCAGACCCGCAGGCAGAGGAAGCUGCACUUCGUCGUGGGAGGAUUUGCUUACCUGCUUCCCAAGACUACUGUGGUGCUCCGGUGUCCCACGCGCAGAUUCCGCAAGCCCCUCAUCACGUGGGAGAAGGAUGGCCAGCACAGCAUCAGCUCCGCUCAUGUCACCGUGGCCCCUUUUGGCUACCUGAAGAUCCAUCGCCUCAAGCCCUCAGAUGCGGGCAUCUACACUUGUUCUGCAGGGCCCGCCCGGGAGCAGUUUGUGAUUAAGCUCAUUGGAGGCAACCGCAAGCUGGUGGCCAGGCCCCUGAGCCUUUGGAGUGAGGAAGAGGAGGCCUUGCAGGUGAGGAAGACCAAUCCAAAGGAGGCCUUGCAAACCCACAAACACCAAAACGGCAUCUUCUCCAACGGCAGCAAAGCUGAGAAGCGCGGCCUCACUGCAGAUCCUGGGAACCGCUAUGAUGACAUUGUGUCUAGGCUGUUGGAGCAGGGUGGCUGGCCAGGCGAGCUCCUGGCCUCGUGGGAGGUACAGGACUCCGCAGAAAGGAACGUAUCCUCGGAAGAGGAUCCCAAUGCUGAACAGGCCCUCCUGCAUCUGCCCUUCACCAUGGUGGCCGAGCAGAAGCGUCUGGAUGACAUCCUCAGGAACCUGUCCCAGCAGCCAGAGGAGCUACGAGACCUCUACAGCAAGCACCUGGUGGCCCAGCUAGCCCAGGACAUCUUCCGAAGCCAUUUGGAGAACCAGGAUGUGCUUCCCAAGCCCUCUGAGCAGAGGUUUCCUCCCAUGGCCGUCCCACCUCACAAACACGUCUCUAGCUUCAGCAGCUCCCUAAGGAGCUCAUCUGGAGAGGUUGGCGGUGGCUCCCGCAGGCCUCAUCGCAAGCCCACCAUCUUGCGGAAGAUCUCAGCAGCACAGCAACUCUCAGCCUCCGAGGUAGUCACCCACCUGGGGCAGACUGUGGCUCUAGCCAGCGGGACCCUGAGUGUGCUUCUGCACUGUGAGGCGGUAGGCAACCCAAGGCCCACCAUCCACUGGACCAGGAACGGAGAUGCUGUUCAGUUCAGUGACAGGAUUCUUCUACAGCCAGAUGAUUCCUUACAGAUCUUGGCACCAGUGGAAGCUGAUGUGGGUUUCUAUACUUGCAAUGCCACAAAUGCCUUGGGAUAUGACUCUGUCUCCAUUGCUGUCACAUUAGCAGGAAAGCCUCUAGUGAAAACGUCCCGAAUGACUGUGGUCAACACGGAGAAGCCUACAGUCACAGUGGAUAUCGGCGGCACUGUCAGAACCGUCCGAGGAGUGAACGUGACAAUUAACUGCCAAGUGGCAGGUGUACCUGAAGCUGAAGUCACUUGGUUCAGAAAUAAAAGCAAAUUGGGCUCCUCCCACCAUCUGCACGAGGGCUCCUUGCUGCUCCCAAAUGUGUCCUUCUCUGAUCAAGGCCUAUAUUCCUGCAGGGCAGCCAAUCUACACGGAGAACAGACAGAGAGCACACAGCUCCUGAUUCUAGAUCCCCCCCAAGUCCCCACACAGUUGGAAGACAUCAGGGCCUUGCUCUUAGCCACUGGACCGAACCUUCCUUCAGUGCUUAUGUCCCCUCUGGGAACACAGCUGGUCCUGGAUCCUGGGAAUUCCGCUCUCCUUGGCUGUCCCAUCAAAGGUCACCCCACCCCUAAUAUCACCUGGUUCCAAAAUGGCCAGCCAAUUGCCACUGCCCCAGAGCUGACCCACCACAUUUGGGGAGCUGGACAGAUCCUCCGCGUUGCAAAUCUCAGUGGAGGACCUCAAGGAGAAUUCAGCUGCCUGGCUCAGAAUGAAGCAGGGACCCUCGUGCAGAAAGCCUCUUUGGUGAUCCAAGAUUACUGGUGGUCUGUGGAUAGACUGGCGACCUGCUCAGCAUCUUGUGGUAAUAGAGGCGUUCAUCAGCCGCGCCUCAGGUGUUUACUGAACAGCACGGAGGUUGACCCUGAGCACUGUGCAGGAAAGCCUCGGCCCGCUGUGCAGCCUGUUGCCUGCAACCGGAGAGACUGUCCUUCACGAUGGAUGGUGACAUCCUGGUCCGCCUGUACCCGGAGUUGUGGUGGAGGUGUCCAGACUCGCAGGGUGACCUGUCAGAAGUUGAAAGCCUCUGGUAUUUCUACCCCAGUGUCCAAUGACAUGUGCACUCAACUGGCCAAGCGGCCUGUGGACACCCAGGCCUGUAACCAGCAGCUGUGUGUGGAAUGGGUUUUCUCCAACUGGGGCCAGUGCAAUGGGCCUUGCAUAGGCCCUCGCCUUGCUGUGCAGCAUAGACAGGUCUUCUGCCAGACCCGGGAUGGCAUCACCUUACCAUCAGAGCAGUGCAGUGCCCUCCCCAGGCCUGUGAGCACCCAAAACUGCUGGUCAGAGGCUUGCAGUGUACACUGGAGGGUCAGCCUCUGGACCCUGUGCACAGCAACCUGUGGCAACUAUGGCUUCCAGUCCCGGCGGGUGGAGUGUGUUCAUGUGCGCACCAACAAGGCUGUGCCUGAGCACCUGUGUUCCUGGGGACCCCGACCCGCCAACUGGCAACGCUGCAACAUCACUCCGUGUGAAAACAGUACGUUCCAAUCCCAAAGAACAUUCUGCAAAUUCCCUACAGGUCAUCGGGUACAGAGGGCAAUCCCUGGGACUGAGCCUGAACACAGGGCACUGGAUCAAGUUCCCUAAGGAUUGUGAGCUCGGGCCAGAAUUGAACAUUUUAGGUGGGGUACACGGGUGUGUGCAAGGAUGUGUAUACACAUGUUCAGACCACAAAAGAUGCCAGGAUGUGUCCCAAGGGCUUCCACUGUCUUCAUCCUGAGCCCUAAAAGAGCCAAGGGCUGGAUAAAAUUGGCCUCCAACACACCUGCAAUCUACCUGGCUGGUGCCCACAGGGGAAGACUAAACAAUGGUUCACAGAGACCAGGCUACUAAAGACAGAGCACUGUUAACCUUGAAGAAGCAUGCAGAAUGCCUGCCACUCAGCCAGCUCUGCACCCAUCACUACUCUGCUUCACACCAAACAAGGACCUGCUGACCCCCCCCCCUUCCCAGCCCAUGUACAUCCACUGGAAAGGAACAGGAGACUGUGCCCCUGGGUUCUGACAGUCAUCCAUCUGCUCCAUCCUCAGGUCUGGAGCCUCUCAGGCCCAUACCAGUAUUUGUAUUUUAGUAAGGUAGGGAUCUAGUCUCUCCACCUUAGAACCCAAAACCCAAGUGGUAGAUAUUUCCCCACAAAAAAAAAAAAAGUGAUGAUAAUCUUUUAUUGUCUAUUGAAUAGACAAUAAAAAAAAUAGGAGUCUAAUUCUUCCCCACCCCCACCCCCACUAAACUUCACUGGGCAGUCAGUUCACAACGCUGAGGCAGAAAGCCUGUAGGCACAUGACCCAUCCCUUCAGACACACUGGGAGAUGUAUGGUGGAUACUCUUGGGAAGUGCUGGUGUUCCUGUCAGAUGGUUGCCAUGCUCACAAGAGACUGGUUCACAGUGCAAGGAGUUACAAAAGCUUACCAGCUACAGGCUGCACCAGUGGUUAAGAACUGAAAUGCCACAGUGUCUGGAAGGCCUGGUAUGCUGAAGAACAAGAGGCCUGGAUAAAGAAAAGAAAGCUGAACAGGGAGAGGUCCAAGCACCUGAGGAUAUGGACCUUCAACCAAGUCCUUGUUUGCAUACUCUCUCACAAAGACCAGAAGUCUGUCCUUCUGGGAACAUCUCUCACGAAAAUAACAAAAGCCCACGGGGGAAAGGCCAGCAGGGAGAUGAGAUUAUCCCAAGAGGAAGGAUGUUAAGUCUAGCAGUCCGAAAUAGAAGUAGCUAUCAGAAGGAAGCAAAGAAGGUCCUGAGAUAUCCCCCCCCAUCAAUCACAACUGGUGGGGAGGGAAUGGCAAGGGGCUGAGCACUGCCAGAGGGAAGGCUGUCCAGAGGGCUGGAGAGCCAUGGCUGGGUAGACCCCCCACACACAGGCAGAUUGCCGAGUGCCUAGGCUGUUCAGCCGCAGCUGCAUCCAUGAGCCUCUGUUUCAUAUCUCCUUUCUGUCCCCCUCCUCCCCCUGCUUUCCCAGCUGAGUGCAGAGACACCACCAGGUACUGCGAGAAGGUGAGACAGUUGAAACUCUGCCAGCUCGGCCAGUUCCGAUCUCGCUGCUGUGGAACGUGUGGCAAAGCAUGAAGACAGGGCUCAGGGAUGAACUCUACCCUGGCCACACAAAGGACUCAUACAACCACCUUGGACAUGACUUUCGCUUUCUUCCUUUUAUUUAUUUAUUUGCCCCUCCCCACACACCCAUGUCCACCUGCACCCAUGCUUCUGAGGACCUUGGCAUGUGUUUUCUUAUUCAGUUAGCUGGAAGCAAGUGUUGAGAACAGAAAGAGAUGUCUACAGGAGGUUUGCAGAGCAGGCCAGGCAGACAGCAGCUCCCUUGCAGAGCUGACUCCUUCCUGAUCCAAGUCUCAGAGACACAGGAAGAGCAAGCCAUACUCUAUAAGAUCAGCAAGGAGUUUAUAACACAUAGGUACAGGCACAGGCCAAUCAGGAGUGCCGUUCCUUCAUUUCCUGGUGGUAAGAACAGGGGAGCAGCAUACUAGAGCUGAAACCAGGCUAGACUCCAGUUCUUCUGGUGGCGGGGUGGGAAGCCAAGAGAGAAGAGAACUGAGCUGUGGGCAGGUGCAUUAUGCCAAAAAAGACAAACAAAGGCAUAAGACAUACAGUGGUGCAUUAGACAGAAGCCGAAAGAGGGAGGGAGGGGAGGGGAGCUUUCGUGUGCUCCUCAGUGGGAGGAACUUGCAGGCAGGACAGAUUUUCAAGCAGCCACGUGAGAUCCAUAUGACAAGCCUGUGCCCUGGUAACAUGUGCACAGUCCUGCAGGUUCAACAGAGGUGAGGAAGGGUAUUCCAAGUCCUCUCGGGCAGCUAUGCUGCAUGACAGAAGGUGUGCCCUUCAUGAGCUUAUAUAAGUGUCUCUACCCCCUUCUAUCAAGUGACUUUUGUGUCUGCAGCUGUGGAAAACCCAACAAGGGGUCAGAGUUUAGCUGUGUGUAGUAAGGCUGCCCUUGGUAUAAUAUCAAGGGUCACUAGCCCUGAAGUAACUGCUGCUGUGGGUCAAGGGCAUUUGAGCAUGAGUACUCCUGUUUUUCCAUCUGAAUGACUUUGCUGCUCCUUGUUGGGCCAGGGACUAGAAUCACAGCUCACAAAGGAUUCAUUAAGCAACCUGUUUGCUGGCAAACAUCUACAGGGUGUGGGAAGCCUUGCCACCAGAGCUAGCCAGAGAGGACAGAGGGGGGUCGUGCCACGCCCACAGUGCACUUUCUCUCCCAGCCCUCACACUCUGGACCUGGGAGCCCUUCCUGAACCACAGAAGAGCUGCUGUGCACCCGAUUUACACAGCAGGCUGGGAGUAGGGAGUGUGAUGAGGUGCUAUGGCAAAGCCAGAAGACUCACAAGACAGCCCUCGAAAGCUUUGUAACCAUCCUCUCGGCUCCACGGAUACUAUGGUAGUUAGCAUACCAGACUGGGUAAAUGGACCACUCAGCCGGCUAAGCAUCACACACAGUUCAGCAACACGCAUUAGCUAUGGCUAGGGCUAAAACAGAAGCCCUCCGCAAAUCCUGUCUGCAGAGAAGCUUCCACAGCAAUAUUUGCUUCCUUCCUGAGCAGCCUUAGUUAAGCAGAUGAGGCAGGCAGAGCCUGGUAGCCAUCAGAUAAGCCGCUCACACACACACUCACCAAAUGCUAUCUCACCCCAGGGCCACCACUGACAUCAGGGCUGCAUUUCCCAGCCAGCCUGGAAGUUAAGCUUGGAAGACGAUGUUAAAUCUGUGCCUUCUUAGGUGUGCUACGGACAAUUAGGGUAAGCCUCUUCCUCAUCACAAAAAUAGGCUCUAAGAAAUUGUGUUAUUAAGAGUCAAUGUAAUGUUUAUUUAAAAUUAAAGAGAGUGUUUCUAUGUAUAUCUUUUGUGAAUAUUUAUUAGGAUUUCUUGUAUUAAAAAGUGCAAUAUUAGUAAUUGUACAUUGUCAUCCGGAAAAACAACUCUUUGGGGGAUUUUAUUAACUUCCUGCAGCUGUGUUCCUAAAAACUCUGUGGCAAUAAUUGUAUUCUUCCUAAUUUUAAAAAGAAACAAAACAGAUGUUUAACUCUGAUCCACUGUGUACAGAGUACCUUGUAAAAGCUAAUGUGGGAUUGGGGGAGAGCAAUGGAGUCAAUUUGUUUGUGACACUUGUUAUACAUAAAACGAACACAAAUUCUGUAAUACUAAUACAGUUGAUUAGUUCAGUAGCUAUUAAACAUUGGUGGGCAGUGUUUGAAUUUUCUAAAAAGCAGGCAUCUUCCAGCUCUGCCACCUGUGAGAAUGUGAGGUUGGAAGUGCCUUUCAGAACUAGUUGGAAAGCUUGGGUUUGGAGUGGAAAGCAGUGUGCUCCUUGCAUGACAUGAAUGUACAUUUAAUAUUUGUUCUGUGAAUUGAGACUCAGCAGUGCCACAAAUUACCAGGGCUGCUGGAUGAUGCGGAAGGAGACACUUCCUCCUCUAAAACACAAAACUGUAUUUAUAUUUUUUGUACAGAUAAUACAGCUUAUUUAUUUAAA
This is a messenger RNA of Mastomys coucha (southern multimammate mouse), 9705 nucleotides long. RefSeq names its product ADAMTS like 1 (gene Adamtsl1). NCBI's taxonomy places the organism in Eukaryota, Metazoa, Chordata, Mammalia, Rodentia, Muridae. The transcript has 29 exons. The coding region runs from base 380 to 5815 and encodes 1811 amino acids. Gene Ontology annotation, molecular function: metalloendopeptidase activity. Gene Ontology annotation, biological process: extracellular matrix organization. Gene Ontology annotation, cellular component: extracellular matrix. The record is from RefSeq and is a predicted model, not a curated record.